AUGUCACUCACUCUGAAGAUCUCCUCGUUGGUCAUCCGCACCCUCUCCAAACCUAUCGCCAAUCAAAUCAAGGGCCAAGCUCGCGAACAUGAGCGCUUCCGCAAUGUCUGCGUCUCAAUGGCCCAAGCCCUACAUCGCUUCGACAUGCGCCUUCGACUAGGAUCCAUUCGCGACACUACCGCGUCCCGAAAACAAGCCGCCGCCGAAGCCGAAGCCAAGAAGCACCUCGCCAAAAGCCCGACAGUUAAGACCGAAGCCGCGACGAAGGCCGAGCAAGAUGCGUUAGACAAGGCCAAAGCAGCAGCUGAAGAGGCUGCGAAACCCCACCACUACCGAAUCCGACCCCUCUCCGAAUCCAAGGCCAUCGAGUCCGGUGCCAACUUUAUUAGCGAAAGUUUCCUGUUCCUCGUGGCCGGAGGAUUGAUUGUAUUUGAAUCCUGGCGAUCACGGAAUAAGGAGAGUACGCGCCGAGAAGGGGUGGAAGAUCGUCUUAAUGCGCUGGAGAAGAAGCUCUCUCUCUACGAGGAGAAGCAUGGCAAACUGGAUGUUCCGGAGGAUACGCCUAAGGCCCAGCCUGAAGACAGCCUGUGGACACGACUUACGUCGUACAUUUCUUUCAGCAAAGAACCGACCGGCCCUCAACAGACGGCGGCUGCGGCGGUGAAGCCAGAAGAGACGACCGAGUCUAAGACUGAGGUCUUGAAAUCGACAGCGCCUCCGACUGCCUCGUCCACUGUUCCCGUUCCCAAAAAAUAG
Molecule: messenger RNA, 756 nt
Organism: Penicillium waksmanii
Lineage: Eukaryota; Fungi; Ascomycota; Eurotiomycetes; Eurotiales; Aspergillaceae
Product: OPA3 family protein
Exons: 2
Coding region: 1-756 (251 amino acids)
Biological process (GO): regulation of lipid metabolic process
Cellular component (GO): mitochondrion
Source: RefSeq, a predicted model, not a curated record